UAAGCAACAUGAUAUAGGGAAGACCAUGGCUACAAAUUACAGUGCUAAUCAGUAUCAGAGUGCCUUCACUUCCUACAAACUGCAAAACUGGAGUAUCCCCAAAGCAUACAAGGAGCGUCCCUCUACCCAUGAUGGUCACACACAGUUCAUAACCAACGAUAGAGGUCAUCUACUGCCUGGAGUCCCAAAAUCAAAAGCCAGUCCAUGGGGAACAUUCAUUGGGACCUGGGAUAUACCCUUGAAAAUCCCACCUUCCAAACUUAACUUGACUUCCCGCUCUGCAAAUGCUUCUAAACGACUUGUAAACUGGAUCCAGAGUGCAACUCCUCUCAUUAGCGCUUGUAAUGGUCUGCAACCUCAAAUAACUGGCAAGGUAUCUCAAAGUGCAGACAACAUGGAAGAUAACCCUGUAAUCCACAAACCUAGUAAGAGUAUCAGUCAAGAGGAUAAUCAUUUUUUAGAAGGAAAUGCCGGGAGAAACUCACAAGAACCUCAGGCUGAGAGUCGACUAGGAACAUGUAAAGAGUUCCCAGAGAAGAUAUAG
Bombina bombina (fire-bellied toad) is the source of this 544-nucleotide messenger RNA. Its product is annotated as protein Flattop-like. The coding region runs from base 26 to 544 and encodes 172 amino acids. Gene Ontology annotation, biological process: cilium organization. The record is from RefSeq and is a predicted model, not a curated record. Gene Ontology annotation, cellular component: ciliary basal body. The transcript has a single exon. Lineage: Eukaryota; Metazoa; Chordata; Amphibia; Anura; Bombinatoridae.